AGAAAGCCGAAGCAUCGGCUCGUCAUAUGGUUUUGGAGCAUCGAGACCGCAACAGGCACACGUGUUUUGCCAGUGCCGUUGUCAUGUGUAAACAUUAGUUUUAUUAGUUUAAUUUCAUGUUUAGUUUUGUGUAAUUUGGGACGAAAAUUAACACGCCAAAAUGAGUGCACAGGAGAAAAGUAAGGCGUCGGGGAAGAAACUUCCCAUCGACAAGGAGAAGAUAGCGAAAUAUGAUAGAGGACCUGGCGUAAACUUAAAAAAAGGAGUCAAGAACAAAAUCCAUAGGCAGAGAAUGCGCCAGAAAGAAAAGGUUCGCGACACUAUGGCUGAACAGGCUGCACGAACAGAGAUGUUGUUAACUGAGGAUUAUGGUUUCCUGGAAACAGAUGCUGGAGAAACCACUACGCAAUUCAAACAAAAAGAAAUUGCUGAAAAUGUAGAUAUUACAAGCAAAACAAAAUUCUUUGAAUUGAACUUGAAUUUCGGACCCUACAAAUUGAACUAUACAAGAAAUGGCAGGCAUCUUGUAAUCGGUGGUAAAAAAGGACAUGUAGCUGCAUUUGAUUGGGUGACGAAAAAAUUGGCUUGUGAAAUGAAUGUCAUGGAAUCUGUUCAUGAUGUGUGUUGGCUUCACAUUGAAACAAUGUUUGCAGUAGCACAAAAAGAUUGGGUGUACAUCUAUGAUAAUCAAGGAAUUGAACUCCAUUGCCUCAAGAGGAUGAAUCAAGUCACACGUCUAGAGUUCUUACCUUAUCAUUUUCUUUUGGCAUCUGCAUCAGCACUUGGUGGUCUUACAUGGUUAGAUGUUUCUAUAGGCAAAAUCAUUUCUCGUUAUGAUUCCCAAAUUGGAAGAAUAGAUGUAAUGAGGCAAAAUCCCUAUAAUGCAUUAUUAUGUGUGGGGGAGUCAAGAGGAGUAGUAUCUAUGUGGUCACCCAAUUCACAUCAACCAUUGGCAAAAAUGUUGUGUCACAAACAGGCAAUAAGCUCCAUUGCAAUACAUCCUUAUGGAACAUACAUGGCUACAAGCUGUCCAGAUCGUUCCCUAAAAGUAUGGGAUGUGAGACAAUUAGCUGGACCAGUUCAAAAUGCAAUUCUGCGUUCUCCAGCACAACACUUAUCUUACAGUCACCGUGGUCUGCUAGCUGUGGGAAUGGGAAAUGUUGUUGAAGUAUUCACAGACACUAAUAGUGACAUCAAACCUUAUCUUCGUCAUAAAUCUAACUGGGGCAUCUCGGAUGUGCAGUUCUGUCCUUAUGAAGAUGUUCUAGGAUAUGGUACUGCUAAGAGUUUUGCAUCGAUUUUAGUGCCAGGAAAUGCAGAAGCUAAUUAUGACGCUUUAGAGGUCAAUCCAUACCAAAAGAAAAAGCAAAGGAAAGAGGGUGAAGUUAAAUCUCUUCUUGACAAAAUUCAACCUGAGCUUAUUACUUUGGAUGCUACCACUAUUGCCGAAAUCGAUGUUCCUACAUUGCAAAAUAAGAUGGAAGCUAAGAAAAAACUACUCUUCAUAAAACCGAAGAAGAUCGACUUUAAACCACGCAGAACAAAGGCUAAAGGAAAGGGUGGCACUGCUAAGGUCGUCAGAUCUAAGAAGGCAUUGAAGGAAUUAGCGCGACGGGAGGCUGUCCAGGCAAUGCGCGAAGCGAAGGUCCUCAUCGACACUAAAAAGAAGGAGGCGCCAAAGAAGUCUUACGGUGUUCUGGAUAGGUUUUUACCUAAAACUAACUAAGCCUAGUUUAAAUUCCGCCAUGUAUUUAAGUUGUACAAAGUAUGAUAAAACAAUUUAACGGAUAUGAAAUGUUAAAAUAAACAUUUUUUUAAAAUA
Molecule: messenger RNA, 1822 nt
Organism: Nasonia vitripennis (jewel wasp)
Lineage: Eukaryota; Metazoa; Arthropoda; Insecta; Hymenoptera; Pteromalidae
Product: WD repeat-containing protein 46
Exons: 6
Coding region: 161-1726 (521 amino acids)
Biological process (GO): maturation of SSU-rRNA from tricistronic rRNA transcript (SSU-rRNA, 5.8S rRNA, LSU-rRNA)
Cellular component (GO): small-subunit processome; 90S preribosome; nucleolus
Molecular function (GO): protein binding
Source: RefSeq, a predicted model, not a curated record